Chironomus riparius is the source of this 657-nucleotide messenger RNA. The record is from the annotation of a GenBank genome assembly. NCBI's taxonomy places the organism in Eukaryota, Metazoa, Arthropoda, Insecta, Diptera, Chironomidae.
AUGUAUCAGUUAAAAUAUUUGUAUUUAUUUGUUGCAAUUUUGUGCAUUCGUAUGAAUCUUGCACUUGAUUUAUCAGCAAAAAAGCUCAAUUUGAAAUUUUUCAAACGUGAAAAUAUGGGAAUUUACGAACAAAAAUGCUUUGAAGUAACUAAAAACGGCAAUGCCUUUGAAAAUUCUAUGAACGCAUCCACAAUUUCGGAGAGAUGCGUUAAGAGUUUAAUAAACUUAAACAUGAUAGAUGAAUUUAAUGAGGCAAAGACAUUAAAUCGGUUAUCUGAAAGUAUGGCAGAAUUUGCUUGUCAAAAUUUGAAUCAAACUACAAUUUCAAUGACUAUUGAAUGUGCUUCACAAAAACAGAAUCAACUGGAGACUUGCGUAGAACAAAAUUAUGGGAAAAUCUUGUCUAAAUUCCCUGAGACAUUUGAAGAUAUUAAUUUAAUUGUAUCUCAACUAAAUUGCACAGAUUUCAAGAACUUUAAAGAAUGUGUUGUUGGUGAAUUGAAGACUUGUGAUCAAAAAAUUCCAGCAAAUCUGAUUGCAACAUUACUUGAAGAUAUUAAGAAUGAGACACCAUGUGGGAUAAAAAAUCCAAAAUCAUCAUCUUCAUCAUUUUCGUUGUCUCUUCAUUUCCAUGUUUAUCGGAUUUUAUUAAAUUAG